UUCCCACCACCCAUAUAUUUCCUCGCAAUCCCCAAUUGCAUUCCAUCGAUCGACCGGAAACCCUAAUCAAGGUCCGCUCGGUCUCGAUUUCGAUCUCGUUCUCGGUUUCUGUCUCGGUCUCGAUUUGGAGUCGUUUGCUCCCUCGUUCCGUUGAUUUGUCCUUGCUCAAUCCCGAAGUCAGAUCUUGCUUUAGGGUUUCCGGAGCAGCAGCUGAUCCAUGGCGGAUCGGAGCGCGGCGGCUGCGAAGCCCAUAUGGAUGAAGCAGGCAGAGGAGGCUAAGAUUAAGAGUGAGGCGGAGAAGGCGGCAGCGGCAAAGGCCGCUUUCGAGGCCACUUUCAAGGCUAUGGAGAAGGCCAAGGCGAAGGAGGAGGAGGAGGAAUCUUCCGACAGCGACGGGGACGAGCCGGAAGACCUUGCGUUGAAGCCCAUCGGCCCCGUGGACCCAUCCAAGUGCAUCGCCGCUGGCGCUGGGAUCGCCGGAGGCACCGCUUGCGCGCCGUGCACCUUCACUGUCGUAACCAAGGAUUCUGACAGCCGGAAGAUUCCCACCGGUGGAGCCCAGAUCAAGGUGAAGAUCUCGCCUGGUGUUGGAGUCGGGGGCUCCGAUCAAGAGGGUAUGGUUAAGGAUCAGGGGGACGGGGCGUACGCCGUGACGUAUGCAGUGCCCAAGCGCGGGAACUACAUGGUGCAUGUUGAUUGCAACGGGAAGCCAAUCACGGGGAGCCCGUUCCCAGUGUUUUUUAGCGCCGGCACAGCCAUAGGGGCAACGAGCUUGCCUGCGGUGUCCUCUUACCCCAAUAUGGUCAAUCAGACAAUGCCCAACAUGCCAAAUUAUGCAGGCUCAGUAUCUGGGGCAUUCCCGGGGCUGUUAGGCAUGACGCCUGGUGUUGCAUCAGGAUCCGCCGGAGGCGUGGUUUUGCAGGGGAUUGGGGCAUCACUGGGAGAGAUCUGUCGGGAGUACUUGAAUGGACGAUGUUCAAAGACUGACUGCAAGCUCAAUCACCCACCACAUAAUCUGCUGAUGAGUGCACUAGCAGCAACGUCAACAAUGGGGACCUUGAGUCAGGCCCCUAUGGCCCCUUCAGCAGCUGCAAUGGCUGCUGCUCAAGCAAUUGUUGCUGCACGGGCUCUUCAAGCUCAUGCUGCUCAGAUGCAGGCCCAGUCUGCUGGGGGCUCGCCAGGCUCAUCUGAUGAGGCUUCCAAAUCUGAUGCUUUGAAGAAAACAAUACAAGUCAGUAAUCUUAGUCCACUUCUUACAGUGGAUCAUCUCAAACAGCUUUUUGGUUACUGUGGAACUGUUGUUGAUUGCACCAUCACGGAAUCGAAGCACUUUGCUUAUAUCGAAUAUACUAAGGCAGAAGAAGCAACUGCAGCUUUGGCACUGAACAACAUGGAUGUAGGGGGCCGUCCGUUGAAUGUUGAGAUGGCAAAGUCCCUUCCUUCAAAAUCAGCCAUGGGAAAUUCCUCAUUACCGUUAGUUAUGCAGCAAGCGGUUGCUAUGCAACAGAUGCAAUUUCAACAAGCCUUAAUGAUGCAACAAGCAAUGGCCUCGCAACAGGCUGCUGCUCGAGCAGCGACAAUGAAAUCUGCAACAGAGAUGGCAUCAGCAAGGGCAGCUGAAAUAAGUAAAAUGUUAAAAGCAGAAGGUCUAGUUAGUGAUGACAAGGAAGUUAAAAGAAAGUCCAGGUCCCCGUCUAUCCCUCGCCGUGAUUCCAAGUCUCGGUCAAGGUCACCCAUUAAGUAUCGAAGAAGCAGGUAUUCUCGGUCUCUGUCACCUGCAGUGAGACAUUCCCGAGACCAAAGAUCAAGAUCACCAAUAAGAUCACGCCAUUCACGUCAUGAUGACAGGUCGUACAGAGUUGAUCGUGAUCUCUAUAGCAGAAGACGAGAAAGGGAUAGAUCACGUGAUCAUUACUCUGUCUCAAGGAGAAACAGAAGUAGGAGUUCAAGUCCUCAAAGAAAAUCAUCUCGAGCUGGAUCGAGAUCACCCAAGCAUCACAGAGAAAGUGCAAGCUCCAGAACAAAGAGGUCAUCUCGAGCUGAUUCAAGAUCGCCAAGGCAUCAUAAAUCAAGUAGAUUAUCUCCAGUAAAUAGUCAUCGGUCUUCCUCUCAUCGUGGUAGGCAUUCUAGAUCUAGAUCUAGAUCCAUUGAGCGAAAGCAUCAUUCAAAUGAAAAAGAAGACUCCAGAAAAACCGAAAAGUCAAAGCAAGAUUAUAAAAGAUUGGAGAGAAGUAAUGAGUCCUCUAAAGAUCCAAAAAGGUCAAGGGACAUUAAGGAAGAUAAGUCUGCGGCACAUUCAACUGGCGGUCCUAAACGAAGGUCCUUGUCACCCAAGGAUGAGAGAAGUGCUAAUAAGCACAAAAGGUCUAAGCUGGAUGAUUCAAGUUCUGAAAAAGCUGACACUGUGAACAAGGAUCAAAAUAUAGAUGGGGAGUGCUCCGAGUCAAUAGGAGAUAAGAAGUCUGUGCAGUCUUCAACUUUAAAACAGCACAGAAACUUGGAAGAUGGUGAUGAUGUUAAGCAUGCUGAAAAACGAUAUUCAAGCAGGCAUGAGAGUUCAAGAUCAAGUCACAGGAAGCAUGAAAAAAGUGACUCGGCCACUACGGAGAGAGAACGUCCAACUGUUGAUUCCACACACUUGAGGGAUGAUAAAAGGUCUUCACAUCAUUCAAGUUCAAGAUCUCACAGAACUUCUCGUCGUUUGGAAGAGGGGUCCCUCAAGGCUGCUAUUGACCAGAACAAAGUGGAGAAGCUAAAAGAGAACAACAUAAAAACUAGUGGACUCGAAGCUGUCAUCACCAAGGAAUCUCAAAUUUCAGAUGACAUCCAUGGAAAAUCUGACAACUGUUCAAAGUUGGAGCCUCACAUGUCAAGUCCCUGUUUGACUGGGGAUGAAUCUAUGAGAAAUUCUAAGGCUUCUAGUGGAGACACAAAUCACAUAGAAGGUACUUUCACUGGAUUGACAAAAGAUUGUAAUGUUGAAAAUGUGACUUGUAAAGUAAGUUUAAUGGUGGGUACUGAUGAUCAUACUGAAAACAAAGAGGCAGAGUUCCAGACUACUGAACUUGAGAAUCACAGUUCCAUCAAAAUUAAGGAUAAUGUUGGGCAAGACCCAGCAGAUUUAGAUGAUGAUUGCUGGCAAAAAACUGCUGAUUUGGCUGCCAAGUAUCCUCCAUAUGUUGAUCAGGGAUCGGUAUACACUAAAAGUGGUAUGUCACCUUCUGGAACAGAUAUUACCGCCAGGAAAAGUAAAUACACUGAGUUGAAGGGACCUCAAAGUACCAUUCCUGAUAAAAUAGGAGUUGAAGGGGCACCAAAUGUUGAUUCCACAAAUAUUACAAGCAUUACUAAAGAAUGGUACAUUGAUCGUGACUACAAACCAGAUGAACUGGGUACAAGUCAUAUGAAUCAGCAGUCAUCAAACUUAGUUGCUCAUGUGGGCUCCCUUUUUGAGGGGCAGAUCAAUGGUUUAAGCAAUAAUGAGAAAAUAAAAGAGAAAAGUGAAACUGAGGAAUACGGCUGUGUACAGACAAUUCAGUCAGUACCACUUGAUCAUGGGAACCCCAGUGAUUCCAAAGAAAUUAGAAACGUGGAAUCCUCUUCUGCCUUAAUGGUCAGAGACCAUGGAUAUUUUUCACAAGAUUUAUCUAACAUGAAUGAUAUUUCUUUCACUAAUGAGAACUUGACUGAUCAAAAUCCAGAGGUAAAUUUUGGAGGUCACAGGAUGAAGUAUGAAGGCAGAUGUGGUGAACCACAGAGUGCUGGAGUAGUGGAGAUCUCCUCUCUUAACAAUCACAUGUCCGCUGAUAAGGUUGCAGAGUCAAAUGAAGAUUGGACGACCGCACAUUCUUCUGUCCUGGAUGCCCCAGCUAGCUCAUCAUCACCAUAGAAGACUUACAACUGGACCUUAACAGAAUACAGAUGCAGCUAUUAGUCUAUUACUUGGCUUUUCUUUUUCUGAUCCAGGAGUUUUACUUGCAGGAGAUGGCGAUAAUGUCGUUGGAAGAGGUCUCUUUGCCAUGGAAGUACUCCCUAUGAUAAUUCAAGAUUUGUUCUGUGGAACUAUAAUGAUGAAGCCUUCAAAGGAAUGAACUCUAUAGUCUUAUUAUGAGUUUGUGCUGAUAAGAUGAUAUCAUCUGCAGUUUUAGUGCAUCAACCUGCACGUGUUUGUCUCUGCAGGUCUUCAGUACCUGGAACACUUGGGAGCAUCGCUGGGAUAUCUGCUGUUAGGGUUAUUCAGUGAUAUUCAGGGGAUGGAUGGAGCAUUUUCUAUUGAUGAGGACUCCUUGUUGAUAGCCCAGUGUAAGUGAUCAAUGAACGGCACGGUAUAGUUGUUGGUCGUCUGAGAACUGUCGAGGCCAAGAUCAAAACUAGCGGUGUAGCUUCAUGAAACAAGAUUCUUUACUUUCCAAUCAAGCUUCAUGACUUAUUUGCAACUGAAUACAAGACUGGCUUCAUGAUGAGCCAUUCUGAAGUGUCCAAUUAGUUAGUCAUACAACUUACUACCGUGGUCCUGUGGUAUCCAAAAUAUGUGCAGGUAACGAAAGAGAAUUGCUGCUGGGAUAACAUGAAAGCAAAUUGGGCCAUUGUUCCACCGAUGCAAGAAAGAAACUACAUUUGUUCGUAGGAUGUGGGAAGACACCAGAUGAUCCGAGUAGGAUGGUCUUGCUUCUGAUCGUGUUCUUCACUGACCUUUUACGUUUUGCCUUGCAUCAUAAAAUUUCUUGUUUCUCUUCUUUUUCUAUAUCUCCCUAUGCUCAUUUUUCCUUUUGAGUUAGGGUCUGCUUUGGAUGACUAUUAUCCUUGGUAAAACUAUGAUCCUUGGUUAAAGAGAAAGAUGCAGAGGAUCAGCCAGUUCUCCUGAUGGUGCGUCCGUAUGAGCUGCUCAACAGCCCCACUUGAUGGUAUUUCUUUUGCACUGACCCCCAAAACAUGUUUCUUGUCUGUUCUCUCUCUCUUUUUCUGUUGUGCAACGGGCUGCUAAGUGAAUGUCAAGGCAAGUAUAGAUCUUUCUUUUUAGUCUUAGGCCUAGUUUUUUUUUUUGUUCUUAACAUCUUAGUCUUAGUUCUUUAAGUCUUGUACUUCUCUCUCUCUCUCUCUCUCUAAGACAAAAAAAAGGCGAGUAUAGAUCCUGUACCAUGUAAAACCUCUGUUAAAAUUAGUUUUGGAAUCUGUGCAAAUUUUACCUUUCUUAACCUUGCAAACCUCUAAGCGAGUGGACCUUGCUCGCUCUUGUUCAGUCAAAUCUUCCUUAAACCAUGUCCAGGAAAUCUUGUCGGUUCUCAGGCAAUUUCCUCUCCAUGUUAGGAAUCACCUACUACUACUACUACUCUCCAUGAACCUGGUGUCGACUACUCUUUCUCAAGAAUACACUCGUUCAACAGAACAACCACGGUGGUGGUGGCUAUUUUGUAUAGAGAUUCUUUUUAUCACAUUAACAUUAUCAACGAUAUGUUCUCCUA
Messenger RNA from Musa acuminata AAA Group (dessert banana), 5462 nucleotides. RefSeq lists its product as uncharacterized. The transcript is spliced from 6 exons. The record is from RefSeq and is a predicted model, not a curated record. NCBI's taxonomy places the organism in Eukaryota, Viridiplantae, Streptophyta, Magnoliopsida, Zingiberales, Musaceae. Gene Ontology annotation, molecular function: protein binding; metal ion binding; RNA binding. The coding region runs from base 218 to 3889 and encodes 1223 amino acids.